GAUUGAAAGUUGGAUAUAUAACAUUAAAUUAAUAUCCUUGUCUUAAUGGUAUUUCAAGUGUAGGGUAGAGGGGUUUCAUCAGUUUUAGUAAGAGAGAAAGGAACUUUUAUGAUAUACCCAGUGUCAUUUGAACAAGAAAUGCACAUGAGAUUAAUGGGUUUAGUAAUAAAUGCGUAACAUGGUGAUAGAUUAAAUUAUCAGAAAAUUUUUGGAAAAAAGUGAGAGUUUAGGUAUAAUGACAUCACUACAGAAACUCUCUGAAAAGGAUGAUGCUGUUUGACAACGAUUUGCAGGAAAUGGGGGAGGAAUGCAGGGAAACUCGUGAAUAUCAACUGUAGAAAAGCCUUAUCCUUCACGUGGUUCGAUUUCCCAUGAAUAUGAUACAUAAAAGAAAGGUUGGAAAUGGGUUUAUGAUGAUUUUCCUUUUCCUUGUGUGUGUGUGUGUGAGCGUAAAUAUUUGUCAUGUUCUUGCAUUGGUUCUGUGUACUUGGAUGCUGAUGCUCCACCAUUUUUCUGCUUUGUCAAAGAUUCUCCAUGCUCUUUGAACUCAAGCAACUGUUUGAUUCAUUCUAGGAUAUCAUGGUACCUGUGAGCUCAGAAUCAGAACCACAAAUGGUGGAUUCAAAGGGGUUUCUCACAUAUCUCUGUUACUUCAUCUUCUUCCUCCCUGUCUUUGUUCUUCUCUUUGCUCUUGGCAUCAUCAAAGGUGGUAUUUUCAGUCCCUUUGUGUUUCUAGUAAUAGCUUUUGGGGACAUAGGUGUUGUGGUAGGGCUAUGGCCUUGUCAUCUUGUUUGGACUGUUUACUGUAUAGUGAGGACAAAGAAAUUUGAUCCAUAUUUGAAGUGCCUAUUGAUUCUUAUGGUCCCAAUUCCAGUAGCAUUGUGGACAGUUGUUGGGGUGGUUGGUAGUGUGAUUAUGGGAAUUGGUUAUGGUUUCAUUUGCCCUGUGAUGGAUACAUUCAAGGCUGUUAGCAUGGAAGGUGUUUCUUUACGAACAAAAUUGAUCAGAUGCUUCACGGAUGGUACUUGGAGCAAUGUUUGGGGUGCCUGCACAAUUGUCCGUGAUUUUGCUGAUUUUUCUUUCCAUUCUUACUUCUCAGUGAUGGAUGGAUUGCUUGAAUCAAAAGGGGAGAAGCCCAUAGAACUAAAGGUUUUUGAGAUACCAGGUUGCAUUUUAUGUGCAAUUCUCGGAGUUCUGGUUGACGUGCCUUUUAUAACUCUGAUAGUCCUCUAUAAAUCCCCCAUCUUGCUGUUCAAAGGGUGGAAUCAGUUACUGCAUGAUCUUAUUGGAAGGGAGGGGCCUUUCUUUGAAACCAUCUGUGUCCCCUUUGCAGGGCUUUUGAUUUUGUUGUGGCCAAUUGUGGUUGUUUUAGCUGCUUUGGCUGGAGUUAUUUCGAGUUUCUUCUUUGGCUGUUGUGCUGCUGUUAUUGCAUAUCAGGAAAGCUCUAUAAAGAGGGGGUUGCUAUAUAUAGUUGCAUCUAUGUCAUUGUUUGAUGAGUCCACCAAUGACUUCCUUUACCUACGAGAAGGAUCCUGCUUUCCCAGACCAAGAUAUUGCAAGCAGCUGACUUAUAGUCCAACACUGGUGUCUGUAAAUGGGCUGAAUGAACAGCUCCAUGCCAAUGAACCUCUUGUAAGGACAGCUUCUGAGAAAAAGAGGGCACUUAGUGCUGUGAUGAUAUGGGAUAACUACUUCAAAGCAUGUGAGCACACCGGGAAAGAGCUUCUCAGAGCUGGAGCUGUUGGGAUGCCAGAUCUGGAGACAUGGCGAAAUUCAAAGAACAAGAUAAUUAAUAUUGGAAUUCCUGCUUAUUCGUUUCUGGAAUGCUUCCUUCACUCUAUCAAGAGUGGUUCCCCUGGAUUUCUCAUGCGUGACAAUGUUGAAUUAACAAGUUUGAACAGACCUGAGGGAAGGGUUUUUGACUGGAUGUUUGAGCCCAUGAGCAUCAUGAAAGAGCAGCUCAAGAGACUAAAUCUAGUAGAGACUGAAGAAUUAUACCUCUACAAAUUUUCUCUGUACCAUGGUGAUAGAGAAAGAAUGGAAGCUUGGCAAAAUGGUGGCUUCCCACCAGAAGAUGAGAUUAGGAGAGCUCAGUUAGAGGGUAUUAGUAGAAGGCUGCAGGGAUUUUGUUUGACACUUUCAAGACUACCGACAUCCAGGCGCUGGUUUGAUGGAGUGGUGAAAGAGAUAGAACAAGAAGCAAGGCGGGGAUUGGAUGGGUUUGAUGCACUUGAUGAUCUAACAGCAGUUGUUUAGGAUUUUUUUUUUUUUUGAAAUUUAAACAAUAAGCUUUGAUGAUCUGAAAGUUUUUUUCUUCUUCAAAUUGGAAUUAUAUAUUUUUACAUUGCAGUCA
Vitis vinifera (wine grape) is the source of this 2353-nucleotide messenger RNA. RefSeq lists its product as uncharacterized. The record is from RefSeq and is a predicted model, not a curated record. The transcript has 11 exons. Lineage: Eukaryota; Viridiplantae; Streptophyta; Magnoliopsida; Vitales; Vitaceae. The coding region runs from base 580 to 2256 and encodes 558 amino acids.